This is a messenger RNA of Pteronotus mesoamericanus, 1141 nucleotides long. RefSeq names its product WD repeat domain 53 (gene WDR53). Gene Ontology annotation, molecular function: protein binding. Bases 44 to 1117 code for a protein of 357 amino acids. The record is from RefSeq and is a predicted model, not a curated record. The transcript is spliced from 3 exons. NCBI's taxonomy places the organism in Eukaryota, Metazoa, Chordata, Mammalia, Chiroptera, Mormoopidae.
GCGCCGAGGAGGGAAGCGGGAAGAGCAGAGUCUCUGGGCCAUUAUGGCUGUCAAGUGGACUGGUGGACAUUCUUCUCCUAUUCUCUGCCUGAAUGCAAGUCCAGAAGGGCUAGUUGUUUCUGGAGCUGAGGGUGGAGAUCUCAUUGCUUGGGGCCAAGAUGGGACUCCACUGGGACACACAUGCUUUCACGGGGCCGACGAUGUUACCAGUGUCGUCUUCUCUCCCUCUUGCCCCACCAAGCUCUAUGCCUCCCAUGGAGAAACCAUUAGCAUACUGGAUGUCAGAUCCCUCAAAGGUUCCCUGGACCAUUUUCAUGUGAAUGAAGAAGAAAUCAAUUGCCUUUCAUUGAAUGAAACUGAAAACCUGCUGGCUUCUGCUGAUGACUCUGGGGCAAUCAAAAUCCUAGACUUGGAAAAUAAGAAAGUUAGCAGAUCACUGAAGAGACAUUCCAAUAUCUGUUCUUCUGUGGCAUUUCGACCUCAGAGGCCUCAGAGCCUGGUGUCAUGUGGACUGGAUAUGCAGGUGAUACUGUGGAACCUUCAGAAAGCUCGGCCACUCUGGAUUACAAAUUUACAGGAGGAUGAAACAGAAGAAAUGAAGAGCCCACAAUCACCUGGUCAGCUUUUAAACCCUGCUCUAGCUCAUUCUGUGUCUGUGGCAUCGUGUGGCAAUAUUUUUAGUUGUGGUGCAGAAGAUGGUAAGGUUCGAAUCUUUAGGGUAACGGGAGUCAAGUGUGAACAAGAACUGGGAUUUAAGGGCCACACUUUGGGGGUAUCCCAGGUCUGCUUUCUGCCAGAAUCUUACUUGCUGCUUACUGGAGGGAAUGAUGGGAAGAUAUUGUUGUGGGAUGUAAGCAGUGAAGUUGAGAAAAAACACAGGAGUCCUACAAAACAUACCCACAGGAAGAACACUAAAAGAGCAACUUACACCAAGCAGGGUGGAAACAGUAAUGCUUCAGUAACAGAUGAAGAACAGGGCAAAUUUUUACCAAAGCUAAGUAUUGAACAUGGAGAAAAAGUAAACUGGCUCUUGAGUACAAAAAUAAAGGGUUACCAAAGUAUAUUAGUAGCUGAUCAAACUAGUUGUAUAUCUGUAUAUCCCUUAAAUGAAUUUUAAAUCCAAUAAAAAACAUUUGAAAAA